Seriola aureovittata is the source of this 716-nucleotide messenger RNA. RefSeq names its product secretory phospholipase A2 receptor-like. The transcript has 2 exons. The record is from RefSeq and is a predicted model, not a curated record. Lineage: Eukaryota; Metazoa; Chordata; Actinopteri; Carangiformes; Carangidae. The coding region runs from base 66 to 716 and encodes 216 amino acids.
UCAGCCAAAUCUGGAUCGGCCUACAUAGAGAUCCUCAGGAGAGCUCAGCCUGGAGGUGGAUAAAUAUGAAAACUGGAGUAGGGGUUACAGGAAACGACGUCUCAUGGAACUCCAAGUGGGCCGAUGGGCAGCACAGCGGUCACUGUGCAAUUGUGGGAGAUGAUCAAAUGUGGUACAGUGUUCAGUGUUCAAGUGAAUAUAAUGUUUACUGUUUGGCAGAGGACAAAAUUAUUUAUCAUGAAGUUACCUUAAGCUGGCACAACGCUUCUCAGUUUUGUCAGGAUAUGGGCAGUAGCCUCGCAACCAUCACCAAAAGAAGCAAAGGUUUGAGUCAUAGUGGCUGGAUUGGACUGUACCAACAGGAUGGUCUCAACUGGGACUGGAUCGGAGAUUUGCCAUCUGACUACAGGAACUGGGCACCAAGAGAGCCGCUCACAGCAGACUGUGGUUCAUUUAAUUCUGUCAAUGAAAAGUUGUACAGCAAAAAGUGCUCCGAAAAGCUUCGGUUAAUAUGCUAUUCUGACAACCUGGUGGUGGUGAAUAAGAACAAGACAUGGGAAGAAGCCCUCCGGCACUGCAGGAACAUGAAAGCAUGUACCUCCUCCUGCACACACCACUACGACAUCCUGAGCCUGCCAUACUUGUAUGAGUACAGCUAUGUCAGAGACCGGAUCUACAGAGCCACGACGGAUGAGGUGGGGACGGGAGCAGGGUGA